This is a messenger RNA of Australozyma saopauloensis, 525 nucleotides long. It is a transcript of the gene SCL1, whose product is annotated as proteasome core particle subunit alpha 1. Bases 1 to 525 code for a protein of 174 amino acids. The record is from RefSeq and is a predicted model, not a curated record. Gene Ontology annotation, cellular component: proteasome core complex, alpha-subunit complex; proteasome core complex; nucleus. Gene Ontology annotation, biological process: proteasomal protein catabolic process. The transcript has a single exon. NCBI's taxonomy places the organism in Eukaryota, Fungi, Ascomycota, Pichiomycetes, Serinales, Metschnikowiaceae.
AUGGGCAUGCUAGCUACGGGCUCCAUUGCCGAUGCCCGUUCGUUGGCGUUGCGUGCCAGAGCAGAAGCAGCCGAGUUCCGCUACCAGAACGGGUACGAGAUGCCCGUGCAGAGCAUUGCCAAGCGUAUGGCCAACAUCUCUCAGUUGUAUACCCAGCGUGCAUACAUGCGUCCGCUCGGCGUGGCGUUGACCUUCUGUCAGGUCGACUUCGAGGAUGAGGGCAGAGGUCCUCAGAUCUUCAAGUGUGACCCCGCAGGCUACUUCACAGGCGUCAAGGCCGUGUCGACGGGCCCCAAGCAGCAGGAGGCCACCACGUAUUUGGAGAAAAAAUUCAAGAAAAUGGACUGUGUGGAUGGCGACUGGCAGCAGACGGUCGAGUUCGCCAUCACCUCCUUGAGCUCGGUGCUCGGCACAGAUUUCCGCAAGAACGACAUCGAGAUCGGUGUGGCUACGCAAGGCGAGUUCCGCAUCUUGACUGCCGACGAGAUUGACGAAAGAUUGGUUGCCAUUGCUGAACUCGAUUAG